CCAAUUGUACCCCCAGGGCUCAGUUGCUCAAGAGCAGCUGUGCGAUUCAGACCAUGGAGAAUUAUCUCUUGUCUCUGAAGAGCAUUGUGGCUUGUGGGCUGUGCUCCUACUACAGUGGCUGGGUGAUGGAUACCAUCAUGGCCAUUGUGUAUGGUGUGUGGCUCUUCUUCCUGCUGGUUCCCUGCCCCCAGUGUAUGCUAUCCUUAACACCACCUCGGAGGAAGAGAAACUCCACGAAGCGUCAUAAGCAGCUGAAGGGGAGUGACAGAAGCAGAAAGAAACACAGAGCUUUGAAAGCUUGCAGAGAUUGUCUGCAAGUACUGCAAGAGGUUCGAGAACUGAUUUCACUUCUGUAUAGUCACCUGAGGAGGCACCCUGAAAAAUGCAGCUCCCAUCAGUCUUUAGGUCAAGACCCCCCAGGCAAGGUGUGGGAAGAUGCACCUGCUGGAGUUCUGCAGCAUCCCAGGAAGUGUGUGGAAGAUGCGACUCCUGCUGUAUCCCUGUCAGCUUCCCCCAUUUCUCUCACCUCCACAAAGGCACCAGGACCUAUGUUUUCCUCGCCUACUAUUACUUCACUGUCAUCUCUAAGUGUGUCUGAGACUCCAGAACCUUCUCCUCCCCUGGAGUGCCCUUCCCUCCAACCACCAUCAUUUUCACCUCAACCCUCAGCUCCCCCUGAAUCAGAGGCCUGGCCUCCAUCUCCGAAGGCUGCUUCUGGCUGCCCUCAUCCAGACACUACCCUGACUUGUCCUCAGUGUGGCUCAAAAGCACUCCCAAUGGGCACUGCCCGGUACUCUCCUCCACGUACCCCUUGGCCGCCUUCUGUCCGAACCCUCUCAGGCGUAGGACGCUCAACCCAUCCUAUUUCAUCUGAGUCCUGGGGGCAGACAACUGCCAAAGACUUGAGACUUUCAGCCUCAUCACAACCUAAGUCACGGCCCGAGCCCCUUUCUAACCCUUCCCAAAAGGACUCAUUCCGGGGGGACACUAGAAACCCAUGGGUGGAGACUGGUAGCCCUCCUUUCAGCCCUGAUAUUCAAGAGCUUCUGAAGAUUCUAAUCAACAAGCAAGUGGAGCUGAAAUUGCGGAAGGAGAAAGAAGAGAUAAAGGUGUCAAGACAGUCACCUAUUUGGGGGGGUACUCCCAAGCCAAUAUUCACAAGCAGAAAGUCAUGGUCUCCUAUGUUCCUCAAUCAAGACAGAGAAAUCAGAGCAGCUGCUGGGUCCUAAAAAGCCGCUUUCAGAAGAAGUGAAGUCGGCUCUGUUGGUGUCUCCCCUAUCGUCACAGGGAGUCCCUAAUGGCUCCUAUCAGGGUUUCUGUGUCCCCAAAAAUAUAUUACUCUCUCUUAU
This is a messenger RNA of Talpa occidentalis (Iberian mole), 1349 nucleotides long. Its product is annotated as spermatogenesis-associated protein 31E1-like. Lineage: Eukaryota; Metazoa; Chordata; Mammalia; Eulipotyphla; Talpidae. Bases 54 to 1229 code for a protein of 391 amino acids. The transcript is spliced from 4 exons. The record is from RefSeq and is a predicted model, not a curated record.